AUAAGUGGGAGGGAAUCGCGAGUUGGGGGCGAGUCGUCUCGGUGAAGCGAGACACCUAUUUAUCGUUUCCCCAUUCUCCAGGUUGUCAAGAGUUGUGCAGAGUAGCCGCCUCGAUACCAGCCAAAAACAAAAGCACGAGAAGAAAUCACGCUUACCUCCAGUAUGGCUACCGCCAAACCCGCCCCAUCCACCCUUCUCCAUCCCCUGCGGCCGCUCGCCAGCGACGAGCUUUCCAAGGCCCGGGAUCUCGUCGUCGAGGCGCAGGGUGGUGAAGGCAUCGUCAUACGCUUUCGCUCGGCCAUCGUCGACGAACCAGAGAAGGACGUCUUAACUGGUUUUCUGGCCGCCGAGCACGAAGGCCGAGUACCAGAGACCGUCCCGCCGAGGCAGGUCAAGUUGCAGUACGACGUAAUAAAGGGCGGAAAGGCACAGCUCACGGAAACGGUCGUCGAUGUUGAUGCCGGCGUUAUCCGGAAGACGAAGACGUUCCCGGAACGGUGUCAGGUCAGCUACACGUUGUAUGAGUUUAGCUUGUUUUAUGACGCCUGCGUCUCCUCCCAGCUCUUCAAGGAUGCCAUAGAGGAGUUCGUCCUGCCAGACAACUUCGUCAUUACGAUAGAUCCGUGGCCGUAUGGUGGUCCGGAUCCCGGCGAAGAGAUCCCGCGCUACAUACAAGGCCUCGUGUACGCCCGCGAUUCGUCUAAGAACAACGCCGACUCUAACCAUUAUUCUUACCCCCUGCCUAUAAUUCCGGUGAUGGACGCUGCCACCAUGGAAUUGGUCAGGGUGGACCGCCUCGCCACCGGAGGGAUCAACGAUGGGCUAUAUCAGCCUCCGAGGGGCGCUGAGCCUAGGAAGCUGUUCGGCCAUCAUGCGUCGGCAGAAUACGCCCCGGAACUGCUAGACCGACCCCUCCGUGCUGACCUCAAGCCUAUCAACGUGACCCAACCCGAAGGCGCUUCUUUCAAAGUCCACAGCGAUAACCUGGUCGAGUGGCAGAAGUGGCGCUUCCGCGUUGGGUUCACCGACCGCGAGGGCGGCGUGCUCCACGACGUGUCCUAUGAUAACCGUCCGGUCCUAUACCGGCUCUCGUACUCCGAAAUGACGGUUCCAUAUGGUGACCCCCGUCCACCUUUCCACAGGAAACAGGCCUUCGAUUUCGGCGACGGCGGGAUCGGGCGCGCCGCUAAUAAUCUCAAGCUCGGAUGCGAUUGCCUCGGAGCGAUACAUUACUUCGACGCUGUCAUACCUAACCCGGAGGGUAAGCCGGAGGUUGCGAAGAACGUGAUCUGUUUACACGAACAGGAUAACGGCAUCGGGUGGAAGCACACCAACUUCCGGACAAGCCGCGCCGUGGUGACCCGGUUGCGCGAGCUGGUGGUGCAGUUCGUCGCUACGUUGGCUAAUUACGAGUACGUAUUCGCGUACAAGCUGGACACGGCGGGCGGCAUCACGCUGGAGACGCGCGCCACCGGCAUCGUGAGCGUCGUGCCGAUUGACGAGGGCAAGGUGUCGACGUACGGAAACAUCGUGUCGCCGGGGGCGCUGGCUCAGAACCACCAGCACAUCUUCGCCGUGCGCAUCGACCCGAGUAUCGACUCGCACGACUCCAGCGAGACGACCGUCGUGAUCGAGGAGAGCCACCCGGUUCCGGUGAACCCGGAGACGAACCCGCACGGCAACGCGUACGAGAUCCGCCGAAACCGGAUCUCGCGCGCGGGAUUCGCCGACGCGGCGCCCCAGUUCAACCGCCUGCUGCGGCUCGAGCACGCGACCAAGAAGAACCCGAUAAGCGGGAAAAACGUGGGCUACAAGAUAGUACCUAGCCCGACCCAGCUGCUGCUCGCAGACCCGCACAGCGUGCAGGCGGCCCGCGCGCCGUUCGCCAGGCAUCAUCUGUGGUUCACGGGCUACCGCGACGGGGAGCUGUGGGCGGCGGGAGAGUUCACGAACCAGGCACAGCGGGAGGAGGGCGGCGUCCAGGCCAUGGUCGAACGAGGGGACUGGUUCACCGACGAGGGCGAGGAGGCGACAGGCGACGGGGAGAAGAAGGGAAAGAAGAGCAGCCCGGUGGUCUGGAGCGUCUUCGGCCUCACGCACAAUCCGAGGGUUGAGGAUUGGCCCGUGAUGCCCGUCGAGAUCCACCAGGUUCAUAUCCGGCCGGCCGAUUUCUUCACCAGCAACCCGGCCCUGGACGUGCCGAGCACCAGGAACGAGAGCAGCGUCCUAGUCCCCUGCUGCGAUGGUGAUGCUUGCCACAGCGCCGAUUCUAACGGCAAGGCGUCUUCAUCAACGGUGCAGCAAGACCCAGUAACGCAUCUACAGGGCACAGGCCCAGACCUCAGCCCGAACGACAUCCCGGUCUCCAAGGAGAAGAGGCGUUUGUCGGCGACGCUCUCCAACAUCUUGAAUUGGAAGAAGGACUAAGCGGCAUAGGUCAGUCGCGUCCUUUCGUGCGGUCCUCGGGCACAAUUUGCUUACCGGCCUCGGCAGAUGCCUGUAUAUGUAAUUGUUAGUCG
Durotheca rogersii is the source of this 2519-nucleotide messenger RNA. Its product is annotated as copper amine oxidase 1. The record is from RefSeq and is a predicted model, not a curated record. The coding region runs from base 163 to 2427 and encodes 754 amino acids. Lineage: Eukaryota; Fungi; Ascomycota; Sordariomycetes; Xylariales; Xylariaceae. The transcript has 2 exons. Gene Ontology annotation, biological process: amine metabolic process. Gene Ontology annotation, molecular function: quinone binding; copper ion binding; primary methylamine oxidase activity.